This is a messenger RNA of Dendroctonus ponderosae (mountain pine beetle), 1477 nucleotides long. RefSeq names its product farnesol dehydrogenase. Lineage: Eukaryota; Metazoa; Arthropoda; Insecta; Coleoptera; Curculionidae. Bases 191 to 937 code for a protein of 248 amino acids. The transcript is spliced from 6 exons. The record is from RefSeq and is a predicted model, not a curated record.
AAAUAUAUAAUUUCUCCGUUCGAUAUGGUCAUUUAGUAAUGUAUCCCUUCUUAUUCUACUCAUAUUACUAUAAAUAGAUCGCUACUAGUGGUUAAACAGUUUUUUACAAUAACGUAAAACAUUCAUUUCGGAAGCGGAUUCUGGAAAUUGUCUUUCAAGCGAAAAUCGUCAAAAACUCUUCAAAAUAAAAAUGAUGGCCAAUUUGGAACGGUUUUCUGGGAAAGUAGCGGUUGUGACUGGAGCAUCGGCCGGAAUUGGAGUUGCUAUUGUGCAGGCAUUGGUAAAACAUGGAAUAAUUGUUGCGGGCUUAGCUAGACGAGCACACCGCAUUGUUUCAAUGGCAGAAGAAUUGAAGGACGAACCCGGAAAACUCUAUGCAUAUAAAUGCGACAUGACGGUAGAAGAUGAAAUUGUCUCUACUUUCAAGGAAAUAAUCAACGAAUUAGGAGACAUUCACAUUUUGGUAAACAACGCAGGACUUAUGCUUGAAACCGACUUGAUCAAUGGUGAUACAGAAAUGUGGAAAAAGUGCUUUGACACCAACGUUAUAGCUUUAUGUAUUGCCACCAGAGAAGCUAUCCAAAAUAUGAAAACCAAAGGUACCAGGGGACACAUUAUUCAUCUCAACAGCAUUGCUGGACAUGAAAUUAUGAAUUUUCCAAAAACUAAUGUUUAUGGAGCUUCAAAGUAUGCCGUAACUGCUUUAACAAUGACUUUGAUUAAUGAUUUGGCUAAUGAGGAAUUGCCCAUCAAAGUAACGAGUAUCAGCCCGGGGUAUGUUAAAACAGAAUUUCAAGCAGUUGCUGGCCUAUCAAAGUCGAUGUUGCCGAAAGUUGGCUUAAAUAGCGUCGAUGUGGCCGAAGCUGUAAUUUAUGCAUUGUCUACACGUCCACACGUGAACGUUUCUGAAAUCACAAUUAGGCCACUACAUGAAUAAACUAGAGGCAAAUAAGCACAAUGUUAACUGGAAAUGUAUUUCUAGAAUUUUCAUGAGUUGUAGGUGGCCACACAGAAGUGUUUUAUCCACCAUUUUUCAAUUUUCUACACAUAUUUAUUAAUUAAGAUUAGCUCAAUUGAAUUUAUUUAUGCAUUAAUCAAUGAAAUAUUAUUCAUUUCAGUUAUUAAUUCUUAGGCGAGCAACAAAAAUAUUGAAAAUAUUUUUGUGUCUCUGUUUUUGAUGUUCCCAAUUGAAUUGUGCAGAUUUUUUUCGUCGUAAUGAUGAGGAUCAUCACCUGAUUUCUCAAUGCUUAAUAACUCCAUAUGUUGUAUAUUAUUUCGCAAAUUCAAAAACUCUCGAAAAUUGAAAAUUAGGUACACAUAAAAUAAAGCUUUUGUCUUAGCGCGAUAUUUUGUCGCACGCAUAUUUUGGUUGUUAAAAUCAUCAGUUUCCUAUUUUUUACCCGACAACGUCUGUAAGAAAUAAUACGCAAGACUUGAGUACGUAGCUUAAAAAAUAUUUAAUAUAGUAUAUGAAAAA